UCGCCACCUCCCUCAGCCGCUGCCUUGCCGCGUUGCCGGUGCACUCGCAGCCCAGCGGACACCAGGAGGCGGAGGCGGGACAGCCUGGGGUCCGAGAGUGCAGUCUAGCGGCCCCAGGGCCAAAGUUUGCCAGCAGCCCCGGGAGGCCAAGCGGGCGCUACGCGUCGCCUGCAGCCCCCUCUCGCAUCCUCACCCGGUCGUUGCUGCACCGGGGGACUGAGCUGCGGCCCGGCCAGCUCCAAGGCGGGGACGCCGCGACGGGAACUUAAGGCCCAAGAGGGAUGUGAAGCCCCAAAAUGACCCUGUUACCGGGAGACAACUCGGAUUACGAUUACAGUGCCCUGAGCUGCACCUCAGACACCUCCUUGCACCCCGCCUUCUUCCCACAGCGCCAGGCCAUCAAAGGGGUCUUCUACCGCAGGGCCCAGCGGUUGCACCCGGAGGACGACCUGCACCAGGGCAGCUCACUCGGGGACCGCCGGCGCCAGAUCAUCAUCAAUGUGGGUGGCAUCAAAUACUCGCUGCCUUGGACCACGCUGGAUGAGUUCCCGCUGACGCGGCUGGGCCAGCUCAAAGCCUGCACCAACUUCGAUGACAUCCUGAGCGUGUGUGACGACUAUGAUGUGACCUGCAAUGAGUUCUUCUUCGACCGCAACCCUGGAGCCUUCGGCACCAUCCUCACCUUCCUGCGGGCUGGCAAGCUGCGGCUGCUGCGGGAGAUGUGCGCCCUGUCCUUCCAGGAGGAGCUGCUCUACUGGGGUAUCGCCGAGGACCACCUGGACGGCUGCUGCAAGCGCCGAUACCUGCAGAAAAUCGAGGAGUUCGCCGAGAUGAUGGAGCGCGAGGACGAGGAGGAGCCUCUGGACAGCGAGGACCAAGACACUGAGGGUCCGUCCACCGGUGAGGGCCGCCUGGGCCGCUGCAUGAGGAGGCUGCGGGACAUGGUGGAGAGGCCACACUCGGGGCUGCCUGGCAAGGUGUUUGCCUGCCUGUCCGUUCUGUUUGUCACCGUCACCGCCGUCAACCUGUCCGUUAGCACCCUGCCCAGCCUGCGGGAGGAGGAAGAACAGGGCCAGUGUUCCCAAAUGUGUCACAACGUCUUCAUCGUGGAGUCCGUGUGUGUCGGUUGGUUCUCCCUUGAGUUCCUGCUCCGCUUCAUCCAGGCGCCCAGCAAGUUCGCCUUCCUGCGGAGUCCACUGACCCUCAUCGACCUGGUGGCCAUCCUCCCGUACUAUGUCACACUGCUGGUGGAUGGCGCUGCCUCCAGCCGCCGCAAGCCAAGCACCGGGAACAGCUACCUGGACAAAGUUGGGCUGGUGCUGCGCGUGCUGCGGGCACUGCGCAUCCUCUAUGUGAUGCGCCUGGCCCGGCACUCCCUGGGGCUGCAGACGCUGGGGCUCACAGCCCGCCGCUGCACACGUGAGUUCGGACUGCUGCUGCUUUUCCUGUGUGUGGCCAUUGCCCUCUUUGCCCCACUGCUCUACGUCAUCGAGAACGAAAUGGCCGACAGCCCCGAAUUCACCAGCAUCCCUGCCUGCUACUGGUGGGCCGUCAUCACCAUGACAACCGUGGGCUACGGAGACAUGGUACCUAGGAGCACGCCUGGCCAGGUGGUGGCUCUGAGCAGCAUCCUCAGCGGGAUCCUGCUCAUGGCCUUCCCUGUCACCUCCAUCUUCCACACCUUCUCCCGCUCUUAUCUGGAGCUCAAGCAGGAACAAGAGAGGGUGCUGAUCCGCAGGGCCCAGUACCUCAUCAAAACCAAGUCGCAGCUCAGUGGCAUGUCCCAGGACAGUGACAUCUUGUUUGGAAGUGCCUCUUCAGACACCAGGGAUAACAACUGAGGCCAGAAGACAUCCCUGCCCUGCCUGCCAGCUGCGGCUUCGUGCAACCACCGUCACUAUUGAAGCCUGGAGAAGGACGUUACCGCUUUCAAGGCCAGCCCUAGCCCGGGACUGACCUGAGUGAGCCACGCCACAAGAAGGAUAUGUGCCAUAUCACCGAGAGUCCCUGCCCUCCCUCAGAGCCCAGAAGCAAAAGGGAAGCGAGCUGAGGCCAGCACCUCACCCACCCUAGCCUCACAUCUGUUUCCCACCCUCAGGAGCCGACUGGCUGCUUUCCACAUGUAAAGAACACACAGGGGACUGUAUGGAGAGAAGUCCAGACAGCAGGCAGCCACACAUGACUUUAAUGCGUCCACUGAAAAGGGAAAAGCCCUCCCCUGGGGCUCUCGAGGAAGGAGCCGUGUCUCUAAGUGAAGCCAGCAGCGGGGUAGCAGAAGUGAAAGGGCCAUGUUGCUGGGGUCUCGGGGCUGGUGAGACCCCGGUGGGAUGGGAGCAAAGGGAACAGACAGACCUUUAGGGAGACCACCAUGGAUGCUGUGUUCAGCCUCCUGCUGCUCCGGACUCCCAAGCCUGUCCUUCAUCCUGCUUCCUGCUCACCUCUGCCCUGUCCUCUUUCACGCCUUGAGAGCCCCUUCCCAGAAUCCCCUCAUCCCAGUGGGGGACACCAUAAGCCAGUCAGCGCUACUGACUUUAAAGGUGAAGUCACCUCAUUUUAUGGCUUAAAUAAGUGAGAUUUUAGCCUACUCCAAUUUAUUUUAAUAUUACCAAAAAAAAAAA
Peromyscus leucopus (white-footed mouse) is the source of this 2618-nucleotide messenger RNA. It is a transcript of the gene Kcng1, whose product is annotated as potassium voltage-gated channel modifier subfamily G member 1. The record is from RefSeq and is a predicted model, not a curated record. Bases 297 to 1841 code for a protein of 514 amino acids. Gene Ontology annotation, cellular component: membrane; voltage-gated potassium channel complex. Lineage: Eukaryota; Metazoa; Chordata; Mammalia; Rodentia; Cricetidae. The transcript is spliced from 3 exons. Gene Ontology annotation, biological process: protein homooligomerization; potassium ion transmembrane transport; regulation of delayed rectifier potassium channel activity. Gene Ontology annotation, molecular function: delayed rectifier potassium channel activity; protein binding.